Messenger RNA from Rhodotorula toruloides NP11, 564 nucleotides. RefSeq names its product endoplasmic reticulum protein. Lineage: Eukaryota; Fungi; Basidiomycota; Microbotryomycetes; Sporidiobolales; Sporidiobolaceae. Gene Ontology annotation, cellular component: mitochondrion. Gene Ontology annotation, molecular function: thiosulfate-cyanide sulfurtransferase activity. The record is from RefSeq and is a predicted model, not a curated record. The coding region runs from base 1 to 564 and encodes 187 amino acids. The transcript is spliced from 4 exons.
AUGUUCGCCACCCGCCCCAUCGCACGCCGCCUCUCCCUCACCCUCGUCCACCGCUCCCCGCUCCUCCCCUCCGUCCCACGCCCGACCCACCUCCCCUCCCUCUCGACCCUCCCAGCGCGCCCCUUCUCCACCACCCACAUCUCGAGGGACACGCAUGCGCCCAGUAACAGCGCUGCGAGGGACCCGCGCUGGAGGAAUGGGGAGAAGGUGACGUAUGACGAGUUGAAGCCUGUCACGCAGAUGCCUAGCGAUGACGUCCUCAUCGUCGACGUCCGCGAACCCUCGGAAGUCGCACUCGGCUCGAUCCCCUCCUCCGUCAACCUCCCCCUCUCCGUCUUUGAGAAAGCCAUGUCGCUCGACGAAGGCGACUUUGUCAAAGAGUUUGGGUGGCGCAAGCCGGGCAAGAGUCAGCCGAUCGUGUUCUAUUGCAGGGCGGGCGCGAGGGCCCAGACGGCGUUGGAUUUGGCAAAGCACAAGGGGUACAAGUACCUCCGCAACUACCAAGGCUCGUGGCUCGACUGGGAGAAGCGCGAGAAGGAGUCCAACCCGCACGGCGACGACUGA